AUGGAAACUGCAAAUUACACCAAGGUCUCUCUCUCUCUCUCUCUCGGCCUAUCCCAGACUUGGGAGGUCCAACUAGUCCUAUUUGUUAUAUUUCUAUCCUUCUAUUUGUUCAUCCUACCGGGAAAUAUCCUUAUCAUUUUCUCUCUCUCUCUCUCUCUCCAUCUGACUUCUCCUAUGUAUUUCCUGUUGGCUAAUCUCUCUCUCUCUCUCUCUCUCUACUCUUCCAUUACAGCCCCUAAAAUGCUCAUAGACUUCUCUCUCUCUCUCUCUCUCAUUUCCUUUGGUGGAUGCAUUGCACAGCUGUUCUUCUUCUCUCUCUCUCUCUCUCUCGAGAUGUUCUUGCUCACAGUGAUGGCCUUUGACCGCUUCUCUCUCUCUCUCUCUCUCCUCCACUAUGCUACCAUCAUGAAUCGACGUCUCUGCUUCUCUCUCUCUCUCUCUCUCUGGAUGGGGGGCUUCAUUCAUUCUAUAAUACAGGUGGUCUCUCUCUCUCUCUCUCUCUUCUGUGGGCCCAAUGAGUUAGACAGUUACUUCUGUGUCUCUCUCUCUCUCUCUCUCAUUGCCUGUGCCAACACCUUCCCAGAGGAGUUAGUGAUGAUCUGUAGCAGUGGUCUGAUCUCUGUGGUGUGUUUCAUUGCUCUGUUAAUGUCCUUCUCUCUCUCUCUCUCUCUCCUCAAGAAACAUUCAGACUCAGGUAAGAAUACCAAGAGGGCCAUGUCCACCUGCUAUUCCCACAUUACCAUUGUGGUGCUAAUGUUUGGGCCAUCCAUCUACAUUUAUGCUCGCCCAUUUGACUCUUUUUCCCUAGAUAAAGUGGUAUCUGUCUCUCUCUCUCUCUCUCUCCCUUUACUUAAUCCCAUUAUUUACACACUGAGAAACAUCUCUCUCUCUCUCUCUCUCAGGAAGUUGGUCACGAAAUAUAUUUUGUGUAAAGAGAAGUGA
Molecule: messenger RNA, 942 nt
Organism: Cercocebus atys (sooty mangabey)
Lineage: Eukaryota; Metazoa; Chordata; Mammalia; Primates; Cercopithecidae
Product: olfactory receptor 4M1-like
Exons: 1
Coding region: 1-942 (313 amino acids)
Biological process (GO): G protein-coupled receptor signaling pathway
Cellular component (GO): membrane
Molecular function (GO): olfactory receptor activity; G protein-coupled receptor activity
Source: RefSeq, a predicted model, not a curated record